AUGGCAACCAUGCUCAAAUCACUCAGCUUCUUGGUCAUUCUUUUGAUGCUAAACUCCCUAUGCUUGAUGGAGACAGAAGCCCGUCCCUUCAAAAUCAUGAAGGCAAGAAACUCUGCUGCUAGCAGAGCUAUUGAGAGUUUCUUUGAUGGGCUAUCACUCGGAGAGAUCAAGCAAUCAGGCCCAAGUCCCGGCGUUGGACACGGGCAUACCAACAGUCAGACACUUGGAGGAAUUAAGCAGGGUCCUAGCCCUUGCUGUGGAAACAAGUAUACCACCGGCGCCCAUCAUUGA
Molecule: messenger RNA, 291 nt
Organism: Dovyalis caffra
Lineage: Eukaryota; Viridiplantae; Streptophyta; Magnoliopsida; Malpighiales; Salicaceae
Source: the annotation of a GenBank genome assembly